Messenger RNA from Eurytemora carolleeae, 1096 nucleotides. RefSeq lists its product as uncharacterized. The coding region runs from base 201 to 1034 and encodes 277 amino acids. The transcript has 14 exons. Lineage: Eukaryota; Metazoa; Arthropoda; Copepoda; Calanoida; Temoridae. The record is from RefSeq and is a predicted model, not a curated record.
AAGAUUAACACGAUUACAGAUCUAAUAUAUGUGUUAGAAAAAUUAUAAAGAAAGCUAAGAAAAUCAUUAAGGGUUCGAAUGCUGGCAAUCAAGAUUCAAGGGCAGAUGAAGAAGAGAAAACAGAAAAUGAAGAACUAAGGAGCAAAGCGAAGGAAUUGGAAACCAUAAAUACAAAUUUCCUCGAACAGAUAUCUGUACUAAUGGAUGAAUUAAAUGAGAGUAGAAGAAGGAACCAGGAUUUAACCAAGAGGAUGUAUCUACUAGAAGCAGACAUUGCAAACAGAGUUUAUAAUCUUUCUCAAGCUGAGGAGCAAAUACAAGAUUUACAGGAACACGUUGGUCGUCUUCAAUCAGGAAAGAAUGAGUCGGAAUUGAAAAUUGAUCUGGAGAAAUGUAAAGAAAGUAUGAAUACAUUCGCAAGGGUGAAUGCUGACUGUAAGAAUAAAAUAGGAGAACUGAAUCAAUGUUUGAGAGAAAACAGUAUCCUAGUUGCACAGAAUACUGAAGCCGUGGUUACUCCUGAGGACAAAGGAAACAUUUCUUCUUCUGAAUCAGAUCGUCUAAGGAUAUCUAUAAACCCACAAGAGAAAGUUAAGGAUCAGCUGAUUCUUCAGCUGCGCGAGGAUCUAGAAACCUGUCUCUGGUCCAAACCAAACCAAAUACGUUCAGUAACAGUGGAACAGACUUCAAACGAAGAUUGUGCUUCCCCCUGUACCAUCACAAGGGGAGUAGGAGUAGUGAACCAAAAGUUUGAAGAUCUUAAGAGCGGGGAUGUUAUCAGAAAUUUAACUGAACAAAAUCAAAAAUUGCAACAGGAGGUUAGAGAUCUACAAGAACAAUCCAACCCUGAAAUAAGUUCUGCAGAAAACAAAACCUUAGUUCAAAUAUAUGAGAGUGAAUCCAUUGAGAAGGAUGGAAAUGAGAGUUUUGCAAGAAUAGCUGAUACAGUGACUAAAGUUGUUGAUAUUGUUAAACUAUUUGAGAAAUCUGAUCAACUACCUAGCAGGUUUAAAACCAGUAAUGGGGAAAAAUGAUGUUUUAGUGUGAUUACUCUAAUAUGAAAAAUACUACUUUCAGAAUAAAAAGGUUACUGUAA